Tricharina praecox is the source of this 1710-nucleotide messenger RNA. RefSeq lists its product as uncharacterized. The record is from RefSeq and is a predicted model, not a curated record. NCBI's taxonomy places the organism in Eukaryota, Fungi, Ascomycota, Pezizomycetes, Pezizales, Pyronemataceae. Gene Ontology annotation, molecular function: zinc ion binding; nucleic acid binding. Bases 134 to 1357 code for a protein of 407 amino acids. The transcript is spliced from 2 exons.
AGAAAAAAAAUUUGACCUCCAUCCCUUAUCAGCCGCUCCAACUCUCAACACGCAAGUCAAAGACUCCACGAAACUCAAACCCUACUCCUAAACAUUCCCAACGCUAGGCUUGGCGGAAUCGAGCGUAGUAGUCAUGUCGGACGGAACGCCUGCGAAUCUUGUCAACUACAGCGACAGCGACACGACCAACACCUCCAUGGCCAGGAAAAAGCGACCACGCCCCGACUCUCCUCCAGGCAACGAGGAGGGUGAGGUGACGACCACUCCCGCGCUCGAUGACGCCGAUGCCGCUCGCGUAGCAGCGAAGAAACAGCGCAAAAGAGUUAAGAACAAAGAGCGAAAAGCUGCGCGUUCGGCAGCCACGACCGCAGCAGCUGCAGGUGCUGCCGCGGUCGUUGGCGACGGCGACGAGGAUAGCAGCGGCGAUGUCGAGGAGGGGGAAGCGGAGGAAACACCGGUGCCCAACCUCAUCGAGGACGAGUUCCAGCGAAAAUACUUUCGCCCGUACAAGCUGCCGCUGAUGACCAGAGAGGAGGACCGCCCAAUGUUCGACACGGCUGAGCGUGAGCUUCGGAUCCUGCCCACGGUUAAACCGAUUGUUGCGCUGAGCGGUGAGAGGCUGUGCACAGUUUGCAGCGAACCGGGACACACGGGCAAAGCGUGUCCUGAGUUGACUUGCAAACACUGUGGCGAGUACAAUAAACACUUCUCGAACGCCUGUCCUAGCACCAGCCCAUCUCCCUCACAGCCGUACGACUGGCGAUCCGAAGCGCGUCGCGAGACACCGGCCGAACGAUACACACUCCGCGCCUAUUGUUAUAACUGUGCUGGCCUGGGCCAUUACGGCUACGACUGUCCCCAGCUCGCAUCGAUGCGGCGGAAGGAAACCAGUUCUAGUGAAACCAGUUCCUUCUCCGGCAUGCUCGCGUUCCAGUACGUGGCGCCAGAUGAUGAAUUCUCGCUCGCCGAAUACGAUCGCGAAACCAAGUUGCCCAAAUAUGCGGAUGCGAGGGCGUUUGGAAGGAUGGCGACAAGCCAAAACAUGGUCCCGCUGUUUGAGCCGUUCGGUGUCUACAGGCAGAGCAUUGAUGCGCGCAUCGCGUCGCAUCCAGGCUCCAGUUCCUACAACCAGGGGAUGUUGUCGCGGAACAGCAGGCCGCAGCAGUCGAUGUUCACCAGACCGAGACCACACCAGGGAGGAGGUGGAGGUGGAGGCUACAACUCUUACCGUAGUGGCGGCGGCGGCGGCGGGGGGGGUGGUGGAGGAGGAGGAGGAGGAGGAGGAGGAGGCAACAGGAACGGGAACUCCUACCGGCCGAACAAUCUACCAGAAAAGCCGACAUGGCGUCAGCGGUAGACUGCGACACUGCUGGCACUACCAACCGGACUCCCUGGCGUUUAGGUGUAAUCUUCUUUCUUCCUCCGUAGACUGUAGUUUUGCUUUCUUCUCGGUUAGUUGAUGUGUGACUGUUGGGUAUGUCUUCUACAUACAUGUAAGAUAAAUAGUACAUCGAUGACUGCCUUCGCAGGUGAAGCGCCUUCGGUACCUGAUAAUGCGGUAUGUGGGUGAUAAUUGUGGGAGACAUUCAUGUUAGAGAAUGCUUCGGCCGGAUGGUCAGCUUGUAUUGUACAUACCUUCUUCGCAAGUCUAAGAGAGCUUGAAGACAGUGUGAAAGGAAACAUCUUCAAUUGACCCCGAAGACAUGAGCG